Molecule: messenger RNA, 516 nt
Organism: Strongylus vulgaris
Lineage: Eukaryota; Metazoa; Nematoda; Chromadorea; Rhabditida; Strongylidae
Source: the annotation of a GenBank genome assembly
AUGUUGGCGGUUUUUAAGGGUUUCCUGCAGCUGUCUCUUAAUGCUGUUACUCAGUUGAUAGCCAGGGACUCUUUCUGUGCAUCGGAAAUCGAUAUCUUCUGCGCGAUUCGGGAUUGGGUAAAGGCACGUCCGGAAAUGCAGUCGGCCGCAGCGGAAAUGUUGACGAAAUGUCUUCGACUUUCACUCAUAAGUCAGAGAGAUUUGCUGAAUAUUGUGCGCCCAUCGGGCCUUUUCCCUCCCGACACCAUUCUUGAUGCUAUCGAAGAGCAAAGCAAGAAGCGCACAACUGAUCUUACCCAUCGUGGUUUUCUAAGUGAGGCAGAACUCAGAUACUCUUUUAAAUCACAGUAUCGUUUUUCCUUAUCCUUUAAAUUUUCCAAUUGGCGUUUUUUUUUUGCAGCCCCAAAUACUAACAUUGCGACCGCUCAGCUUGGCGCUACCGUCAUAUCUGGAGAGGCACCAAAUGUACUGCUCAGUGAAGCUGGAGGUAUGCAUUGCCAUGAUGACAUUCUUUGA